This is a messenger RNA of Hydra vulgaris (swiftwater hydra), 1305 nucleotides long. RefSeq lists its product as uncharacterized. The record is from RefSeq and is a predicted model, not a curated record. NCBI's taxonomy places the organism in Eukaryota, Metazoa, Cnidaria, Hydrozoa, Anthoathecata, Hydridae. Gene Ontology annotation, molecular function: nucleic acid binding; RNA-DNA hybrid ribonuclease activity.
AUGGCAUGUUUUCGCCAAUUUUUAUUAGGGGUUUCACAUUCUUUGAUAGCCUUAUUUACUCUGCCUUGUAAGGUAUAUGGUGGCCAAAAGCAAAUGCAUAAAUUCGGGUUACAAUGUAAACCUCCACAAAAUCUUCAACAAGGACGUGUCUUAGGAUUGAGAGUCGAAAGAAAUAAAAAUGGGGAACUGAUAACGAAACGAGACAAUGUGGUACAAUUUGAACUUUUAAAUGCAGUCACACGAUCGCAGCUUUUUAGCAAGUUAGGUAAACUCAUUGGAAAUUACCCAGUGGCAGGAAUUUUGCGUUUACAAGCUUCAUACAUCAAACUUUUAGCUGGAAAUAUACCUUGGUGUGAUUUUAUUUCAAAAGAUUAUAAAGAAAAACUGAAAGAUUUGCUUCAUUGUGUGGAAAAAGAAGAUCCGUUUGGUGGAAAAUGGUUGGUACCAGUGAAUGGAAAAGCUGAGCUUUAUUGUGAUGCAUCAUCCAUAGGACUUCGGGUAGUUCUGCUCAAUGGUGGAGUAAUUGCUGAAGACGCAGCAUGGCUACGACCAGCAAGUGACACACACCAUAUCAAUAUAAGUGAACUAGAUUCAAUACUUCGAGGACUAAACUCAGCUAGUAAGUGGGACAUAAAAGAGUUAACAGUAUACAGUGAUAGCAAGAGCACCGUAGGAUGGUUAAACGCAGUUUUAAAGGAAGAAUAUCGCGUAAAAACUCGUGGAAUUUCUCAGUUGUUAGUACAAAGACGGUUAAAUACGAUUAAGGAAGUGGCAAUAGGUACCCAGAUUGUAGUAGAAUGGAUUCCAUCCGAAAUAAAUUUGGCUGAUCGACUCUUACGAAUCCCUCAAAAAUGGUGCAGAACAUGUGUGCAGUUAUUACCUGAACAAAAAGACAUAUGGAAAAUUCAUUCGAUUGGUCACUUUGGUGUCGCUCAAACAUUACAACUUUGCUUGCGAAAUAACCAGUAUGUAUCACGUAAGGAGGUUUCAGCAGUAAUAGCAAAUUGUAACCAGUGCAACUCCAACGAUCCUUACCCCCUACAGUGGAAGAAUGGUCAACUAAGCGUAGAAAAAAAUUGGAAUCGGGUUACCAUUGACGUGACACAUGUAGGUGCUGAACUGUACUUAUCGAUGAUUGAUUGUGGUCCAUCACGAUAUACAAUAUGGCGUAAACUAAUAACUAAAACAGCUGCUGAAGUUGUUGGUAAAUUUGAAGAAAUAUUCUCUUUAUUUGGACCGCCAGUAUGUCUUCUAAUAGAAAACGAAUUUCGGCCCAACAUGUUAACAAGCUUUGCUGAAGAAUGA